AUGUCGUGUCAAAGAGAAUUUAAGAGUGGGGAGCGAGAUGCCCUCAAAGGGUUUCCCUUUUGCAGUGAGCGUACUGUGAAAAUGGUGAGACAGAAGAUUCAGAUCAAGAAGAUUGAUAACUUGACGGCACGCCAAGUGACCUUUUCAAAGAGAAGAAGAGGUGUUUUUAAAAAGGCUCAAGAACUCUCUACUCUUUGUGAUGCUGAGAUUGCCCUAAUUGUUUUUUCUGCCACUGGAAAACUCUUCCAUUAUUCUAGCUCAAGCAUGAUGCAACUAAUUGAAAGGCAUAGAGGGCACACAGAAAACUCAGACAAAUUAGGAUCACAACCAUCUCUCCAACUUCCGGAAAAUAACAGCUAUGGCAUGCUCAGCAAGAUACUUGUGGACAAGACUCGUGAGUUGAGGCAACUCAAGGGAGAAGAUCUCCAUGGACUUGACAUGGAAGAGUUGAUCAGACUAGAGAAGAUGGUACUGGGAGGACUAAACCAUGUCGUUGAUGCAAAGAAUGACAAGUUUUUGAAAGAGAUCAGUUUGCGCAAGAAAAAGGCAUCUGAACUAAUGGAAGAAAAUGCUAAGUUGAAGCUGCAAGCCGAAAAAUCUGAAGCCACUGGAAAUGGUAUUGAGCAAAGCAAUUCAUCCGAGUGCAUCACCAAUAUUUCUCACGGCUCUGAUACUUCCCUGAGGCUGGGCUUACCUUUCACCUACUGA
Fraxinus pennsylvanica is the source of this 708-nucleotide messenger RNA. Lineage: Eukaryota; Viridiplantae; Streptophyta; Magnoliopsida; Lamiales; Oleaceae. The record is from the annotation of a GenBank genome assembly.